AUGACCGCAAGAAUAGUUUUCCGUACCUUCGUUCUAGCUCUCCUGCUCUACAGCGCAGUAACCACUAAGUGUCCUGCAGGUGGUAGAUCAGAGAAGUCCAUUUUGGGCUGGAUGUUACGAGGACACGUGUACGACACUCUUCUCGCUGAACGUCCGUUUACGUGCGUAUUCCAGUGUCGCGAAGACAAUCGAUGCCAAAGUAUUAACUGGGUUAUCUCUCUUCUUAUGUGUGAGUUUAACAACAGGACAAAGGAAGCCAGGCCCGAGGACUUCAUUCGAAACCAAGACAGAUCUUACUAUCGACGCGAUUUACAACGAGGUGAGCCAUCAUUAAGUGCCGGGGAUACUCUUAAGUUGACCGGUUACGGGGAAGCUCCCCACGAACGGGGUACCUUUAAUUUGUCAGGCUUCAUAUAUAUGAAAGAGCUAAGAAAUUUCACAGUUUAAAGUAUAUGAAAGGGUAGGAAAGUUAGUCAUCUCUGGAGGCCGAUAAAAGAAACUAAAAGAGCUAACAGAUGCAUUUUAUGGAUGAGAAAAAGCAGACGAAAAUUUUUCUGGUUUUGAGUUUAUUCAUGUUUAAAAGACAUAGCAUUUACAGCAGUUAAGAGGGAUGCAAAAUUAUCGUAAAAUCCCAUGUUAAAGCCCCCCCCGGAUUUAAACCCAUCCGUUUGCAAACGAGGAUAUUAUUCUGGAUAUACCCCCCUCCCCCAAGAUAUAAGCCCAUGUUAUGCCAAGCGCGUUUUGUAAAACAGUAGCCACUUGAAUUGGAACAUGAAGCUGCCAAAUUGUGCGGGUGAAAUAGAAAUAUCAACUUUGUUAAUGCUACCCAGAGGAUCGUUUCUUGAAGUUUUUUGACUUUUGUCCUGUUCCCUUCCAGUUGUUUAAGUGUUUUAUAGAUGUUUGUGAAAUACAUUCUCCAUUUAUUGUGAUCAAUUUAUAAUAGAAUGUUUGCUUUAAUUCGGUUCAGAUAUGUUUUAUCCUGUCGGUCCGAAACAUUUAUUUCGGCUUAUACCCCCCUUCCCCCUUUAUAAGCCCACCCAAAACCCUUUAUGAAGUUAUAUAAGCCCCUGAACUUUAACGUGGGAUUUUACGGUAGUUCUAACAUUCGUGAAUCGAAGGUAUAAGAAAGGGGUACCUUUCUUGUCAAAAACGUUUUAUAAAACGGUAAGGGGUUGGACCUCAGGGCGGAACCUCCAGUCCCGGCUUUAUAAAACUUUGUUGAGUAGCGCCCCGAGCAUAAACUAAAAACUCUGUAGGGGUAAAGGCGAACUGAUAAUGAAGAAUUGUUUUUUAACCUCUCAGUUCCCCUUGGUUCGAUUCAAGAACUACCAGCUGAGACUUGUGACGAAAUAAAGAGGAGUGAAGGACACGUUGUUAGCGGAAAAUACUGGUUUUCCACUAUAAAAUCUGGUACAUCUGUUCUGGCUUAUUGCAAUAUGGAUACCAACGGUGAGUUUAGUCAGCUAUAUAAUCGGCGACUACCGUUAAGCUGAACCCUCUGAUAAGUUAAUUUAUGAUUAUUAGACAAAUGACUUAAACGUUUCAUAUUUAUUCACAGAUGCGGCGACUGAUGAAAAAUUAACCGUGAGAUUAAGAUAAGACCCGGACAAAAAAGAUAAAUUUGAAAGUGAAAAAAGACUCAUGUCACGAAGGAAUGAGUACCUUCAACGUCACAUGUUAGGGCCUGAGUAAAUGCCCUUCAAUAUUUUUUUUCAUCAAUCAAUAUGUUUGUUGUUCUAGACAUUGACGAAUGCGGUGCUUCUACACCUGUAUGUGACAUCAAUGCCAACUGCUCCAAUACUAGGGGAUCGUAUAUCUGUACCUGCAGAGCAGGAUAUACAGGCGAUGGAAAAACUUGCCAAGGUAUGAUAAACUUCGUUUUACCGUGUAAGAACAACGAGGAGGGCAGUUUCCCAGGACUUGUAACGGCCAGUAAAAAUCGGCAACCCAUCGAAUCCAGUCCGUUUAUACACGGGCAGUGCAUCACAGCAUGCCUCGGGUUAUACUUCUGUUAUUAGAACCUUUUUCGGUACAUGUAACUGUAUAAAAAUUCUUUAAAAGGUCGUGCAUUAAGUCCAUUAUUUAACCUCGAAAAGUAAUGCUGUAAUUACUUAGUAGUCCACCUAGCCCAGUAGAAUAAAAAAAAAAAGAACAAAAUUAUAAAUUAUAACCGAACCGGGAGAUUUAAACUGAUAAGACACGGAGAAAAAAGGAUAAAUUUUAAGGGAAAAAAUGACUCAUGCCACGAAAGACUGGGUAAUCCUCGCGUCACAUGUCAGGGCCUGAGUUAAUACCCUUCAAUAAUUUUUUCAUCAAUCAGUAUGUUUGUUGUUUUAGACGUUGACGAAUGUAAUACUUCUUCACCUGUAUGUGACAUCAAUGCCAACUGCUCCAAUACUCGUGGAUCGUACAUCUGUACCUGCAGGGCAGGAUAUACAGGCGGUGGAAAGACUUGCCAAGGUAGGAUAAAGGUCGAUUUACAGUGAUAACAACGAAGACGGCAGUUUCCAAGGGACUUGUGAUGACCAGCAAAAAUGGGCAAUCCAUCGAAUCCAGUCCCUUUAUAUACCGGCAGUGCAUGACAUCAUAUGCCUCGGGUUAUACUUCUGUCGUAGAAACGUUUUGGGAAGCCUGCCGGAAAACAGCCGACAUUUGGCGACGCUACCACCGGUUUCCCCAGCGAAUGGCGCCUGAGAAACGAGCGCAGAAGUUCCGUACGGAUCGUGUGUUACUACCUAGAUCUGGGUAGUACUUCUGAUUGGUCGUGCAGAGUGGGAAAUUUAAUUAAACCAAUCAGAAGCACUACCCAGAUCUGGGUAGUGACGCGUCAUCAGUUUGGAAUUUCUGCGCUAGCUUCUUAGACGUCAUUUGGCGGGUAAACCAGUGGUAGCGUCGCCAAAUGUCGGCUGUUUUCUCAGGCAACUUUUUGGGUAGAUGUAAGUGUAUAGAAAUUCUGUAAAUGACCGCGCAAGAAUUAAAACCUUUGAAGUCCGUUAUUUAACCGCGAAAAGUAAUGCUGUAAUUACUUAGUAGAGCACCUAGCCCAGUAGAAAAAGAAAAACAAAAUUAUGAAGCAACAGCAACCGAGAGAUUUAAACUGAUAAGACAUGGAGAAAGAAGCUAAAGAUAAAUUUUAAGGGAAAAAAAGACUCAUGCCAAGGAAGAAUGGGUACUCCUCGCGCGCGUCACCUGUUAGGGCCUGAGUAAAUGCCCUUCAAUUUUUUUUUUCAUCAAUCAGUAUGUUUGUUGUUCUAGACAUUGACGAAUGCGGUGCUUCUUCUCCUGUAUGUGACAUCAAUGCCAACUGCUCCAAUACUCGUGGAUCGUAUAUCUGUACCUGCAGGGCAGGGUAUACAGGUGAUGGGAAAACUUGCCAAGGUAGGAUAAAGGUCGAUUUACUGUGAUAACAACGAAGAUGGCAGAUUCCCUGGGACUUAUGACGACCAGUAAAAAUCGGCAAUCCAUCGAAUCCAGUCCGUUUAUAUACCGGCAGUGCAUGACAUCAUAUGCCUCGGGUUAUACUUCUGGUAUUAGAAAAUUUGGGGGUACAUGUGAGUGUAAAAAUUCUUUAAAACGCCGUGCAUUAAGAAUUAAGACGUUUGAAGUCCGCUAUUUAACCGCGAAAAGUAAUGCUGUGAUUACUUAGUAGCCCACCUAGACCAGUAGAAAAAGAAAAACAAAAUUAUGAAGAAACAGCGCUAGCACCGGGUAACCCUAGGUUUUUGGAGCAGCUUAUACAGAAAAACCCUUUUUCAGAAGAAUUAUGAGAGAUAUAUGAAAAAUGUUGAAAACUUCUGGCGUGGAAAACUCGAUGGCGAAGAAGAAGAAAACUCUAAAACGUUUUGGUUCCCUGUUGAGGAAAGUCAGACUGUUAUCAACGGGGAUCCAACAAGGUUGAAUAUUUUCAUUUAUUUAUUAUUAUUUGAUUUUAUUUUGUUAGCGAGGAGCUUACGAUAGAUCCUUGUGGAACUCCAAUGUUUUUGUUUUUUUUAGACAUUGACGAGUGCAGUGCUUCUCCUCCUGUAUGUGACGUCAAUGCCAACUGCUCCAAUACUCGUGGAUCGUAUAUCUGCACCUGCAAGGCAGGAUACAACGGCGAUGGAAAAACUUGCGGAGGUAGGAGAAAAUAAUUAGUGAAUCUAAAGGUCAGUUACUUUACUGUUAUAACAUCAAUUAUGGAAGUUUCCUGCGGACGUGUGACAUCAUAGCGUUCAAAAUGGUGGAUAAUGAGAUCGGCAAUCCGCUGAAUCCGCCGGUAAGUUUUCGUAUCCAACAUUGUAUGACGUCAUACCUCAUGUUAUGCCUAUGCUUUAGCCUAUAACACGGAGCGAGCAACUUCCUUGUAUUCUUAUCAAGGCGUUUUCACCGACCAUUUUGGCGUGAAUUUAGACUAUCUUUUAGGUCUCCCAAACCAGUCAGCAAAACGAAAAUGUCUGAGAAUGGCAUUUCUGACUUUUAAAUAACUCUGCAUCAUGAGAGGCCACUUAAGAUCAUGUACUUCCUCACUUUCGUCCAAAGUGCAAAUGGCGCGUAAAUUUAAAUCAUCUAUCUCAUACUAAGGAUUAGAUUCGAAUAAGGAUGUAGGACAUUACAUUCAAACUUAUUUAUACAUACAUGCACUAUUCUAUAAUUCAAUUCAUGUCUACAUUUUAAUGCACGUGCACAUAUAACGUACUUAUUUUUCUAAAUAUAUAAUUACUUCUUUUAAGAAGUAGUUACUUAAAAUUACCUUUAGCAAUUACUGAAUAAGGCUGAGUAGGAUAAAGAGUUUUGCAGAUCGAGGAGGUUGUUGAGGUGCAUAACAUCCUCCGAGAUCUGCAUGAUUCUUUACAUUAUAGGAAAGCCAAAAUUCAUUCAUUGUUUUAUUUUUCUUUCAAAAUAUUUGUUAAUUCUUUUCUAACAAUUUUACAUCAUCGAAGACUUUCUUCAAAUCUUUGGCCUAUUCCUAAGCACAGUUUUUCUUUGCAGUGCUCCCCAAAAAGUAGAUAACAUCCAUCUCGUGAUUUGUUUUGUGCAUUCUUGCAAUUCUUCCGUUCAGUUUUACUUUAAAGUUCAGCUGUUCCGGAUAGUCGUGAACGUCUUUUUUUCAGAGUUCACUGGUGAAUAAUCAGCUAGGCGGCCGCACCCGGAAACGAAGUUGAUCAAUUUCAUAUUUAGAAGAUUCGAGCAUUAUACCUUCGAUUUAAAUAGCAUAUUGCUCCAUCCUCCAAAUAUGGUAAACGCCAGUUGAUUAGGGGCUUUGACCCAAUCAGAAACGGCGAAAUAUUUUAAAUGAAUAAUUGUAAUUAACGUAUUUCAUUUACGCUAUUUCAUUUUACAGUUGUUCAUUUAUGUUCAGAUGAGUGAAACAAGCUCUAUAUAAACAAAACGAAAUAGAAAACAAUUCUGUACUGUGAAACUAAUCAAAUACGUUCGUCAACUCACGUUUUUUUAAUGUAAAAAUCGAAAAAUUUGUGGGUGGCAAUAUUAAUCUUUCGCAUUUCCGGUGUCUGGCAUCAGGUGGGGGAAUUUAAUUACAAGUGUCGGUUUAAUACAGGUUGGCAACAAUAAAAAUGACCAUUUCAGGUACUCUUCAGGUGCCCGCGUCCGCUUAAAGGGAAAUAAAUUUGGGGACUUCGGGUACUGUCCUCUUAAUAGAGGACAUCCGCUUAAUGCGGUGUCCGCUUAAUACAGGUUUCACUGUAAGUGAUAUCAAUUUCGAAAAAAGACGUUACCUGAGUUACCUUUUCUUUUCUCUUCCCUUAUAUCAGUUUUUGCAGAGGGACUGACUGACUCCGUUAUCGUAGGAGAUAAUGUGCAUCACUUAGCCAAUUUAAGUACAUGGCUCAAACCAGUCGCCCAAAGCGAAUCUUCAAAAUGGAAGCGCUGUUGGCGUGCGUCCGUGGAUGGCUGGGCUGCCAGUACUUUUCACAGCGGAUGUAACAACAAAGGACCAACUGUAACAAUCAUAAGAGUCGGAGGGAAAUACAUAUUUGGAGGCUACACUAACCUCUCAUGGGGUAAGUGAUCUAAUUUUAACAGUCUACACACCAUACAAAGCCAGCCAUCUUUUAGGAUCGCACCGUCGUUGCGCAUACCAAGCUGGAGAGAUUGUUGGCGUACGGACCCUCGACCGGCCCCUCUUUGACAAUACUCUUUACUUACUCUCUCCAUUUUAACAAGAAAAAAAUGUUUGGGAAUUCGGGUUUGUAUGUUUAACACCAAUUUUGUUGGGUUACUUCGACUUCAUUAGGGAAUGGUAUUCUUAUCCGUAAUGGUAACGUUGUUUCAUGCAAGAAAGUCAAACAAUGAUACUAUUAAGAAAAUUAACAGCUUUUUAAAUAACAUUAUGAAAUAAAACAAGUGUAAUGGGAAAAUGAGGGAUAUCGGUGUUGGAGAGGGUUAGGGCUACAUCUUUAUAUUACUAAGACGACUUUUUCUCUGAUUUUCUUUUAAUAAAGCGUAAAUAAGGCGAAGUAGUAGUAUACAACGUGAAGAAAGUUGCAUUACACAGGGAUGAGUCAGCUUGUCACUGAUGACUUUCACCGUUGUAUAUAUAACAAUUAUUCCUCGAGUCCGAGGCAAUAGCCCAUGAGGCCGAAGUUCGAAUGGGCUAUUGACUCAGAGGCCAUGAGGGCGAGAGGAAUAAUUGUUUUAGUAAAAUUCAACUAGAUGGUCAAAAAUAUCGAGACAAAACAACUUAAAGUAAGACUUUAAUCCUUUUUUUAGCCGCCAAAAAUCAGGCGCUUUUCGCUACUAGUGGGCUAUAACAUAUAGCCUAGUAGUAGCUCAACCAAUCAGAACGAAGCGUUGAUAAUAGACCGCUAGUUGGAUUUUACUAAAAGCGGUUAUAUUCUUCUAAUAUUUUACCAGUCGCAACUCAGCCAGGAUUUUUUGCGAGCCAUGUUAGUUUUGAUUUUUGAGCUAACUUGAAUGGGUGCGACUGGAACUUCAAACGUAGCGGGUGGAACUUCGGGAGUUGCACAGCUUUCUCUUCCAUAUAUAAUAAUUUUAAAAAGUUUUGUUGUGAAUUUCUUAGACAAGAAAUUGUCCAGGUUCUUCAUAAAGUUAUUGUCCAGGUUUUUUCGCAGGUUGCUUUUUAAGUUUUUUUUGUUUUGUUUUGUUUUUUCAAAAACAAUGUGUUUGGUUGUAAAUUUAGAGCGGCGUUGACAGCCACGAGCAGGCGGCCGCAGCGCAAUGCCGUAAUACCAGGCACAGACGGAAACGCCGAGUUAAUUAUGGAAAAAUCUCCUUGCCUAUAGUUAUUUUUAUGUUUAUUAUUAUAUGUUUGCAAAGUUUUCACGACAACACCGAGUUAAUUAUGAAUUCUUCUCGCAUGUCCUUUUGCAAAGCUUCCACGCCAUCCACUUUGACGAACAUACCAAUGGCUUUUCCACCGAGCAUCAAAAAGCUCUAUUAUAAUCAAUGUUUUGGUGGUCUUGCGCCAAGUCGUAGGCCUCAUGCAAUUUACAAUAUUUCGCCACACCUUCGUCUGAAAGGGGUUUCUCCAGUUAAUGAGUUGGGACCCGGUCGCCUCUUUGAAUUUUCCCGUGGAAACAAGCACUGCCAGAUUUUCGCGUUGUUCUGGAAUUUUGUUGGCGGGUAGGUAAAUCUGAGGGUAUCGAAUUAUCGAUGGGCUCCACUGUGACAAUAAAGGAUAUGACGACCUUAGAAGAAUUUAUCUUAAUCAACACUCUCCACCAACGCCAAAGUGUAUGGGGUGGUGGUGGGGGGAGGGUCAAAUGGGGAAGAUGUAUACUGCUACUUGCCUUGCAGUGAGUAUUGACUCAAAAUCUAAAAUCAUUUUUCAGGUUGAACAAAGGCUUUUAUCUGACAUACCAAAACCAAGAGUAUCCGACCCUCACAAAAAGUCCUUACAAAAAGUGUAGCCACUGAUGACCAACACCGCAGUUAGCUAAAGAGCUCACAGUUUGAAAAUAAGGUUUAGUCGAAAUUGGUGACGUUCUUUAUAAUUAUCAGUUAAUUAGCUCUCUCCGCCUUGCAAGAACUUUUACAAACUUAAAUCAAGGGCGAACUAUAACAAAAAGAUAAGAAUGACUAAAUCUGCAACAUAUGAGAUAAAGUUUAUAACAUUAUUUAUAGCUUUGAAAGUCAUCAAAUGAUGUACAUUCAAUGCACCUUGAUAUUUUGUCCAUUGAGACAAUUCAUUUUUGUAUGUCUUUUCCCCCAUUUCAAAAUCAUCAUUGUUAUUGUCAAAAAAAUUUAUGUUUUGGGAUUCAUCAAAAUCAAACAGAUAUUUUCACUACAAUGUGUAUUCUCAGUUUAGAUAGCUUCUACAGCCGUCUUAGCCUUUUGCCUUUAUUCACAUAGAAAGAAACAAAAUAACAAAAAAAGAUUAUUAAAACCAGCGUGCAAAAACAAUCUAGAAACGGGGAGACAUUAACCUUCUCUAGCAAGAUCAUCAACAAUGUCAACUUCACUUUAUGUGCAGAAAUUCAGUUACCAUCAAUUACUGAAUAUGACAAUUUUGUCUCUAGGCUUUGCUAGCUAUUGUGUAGUUCCUCUCUUGACGUGCCAGUCGGUGAAAAUUGUUUGAUGAGGGUUGCACUGUUUUAUGUUUAGAAUGCUGUGAUUAUAAUUGCUCAGGUCUUACAAGCCUGGCCACCCAUUUUCAUUCACUUAAUUAUUAGCACACUGAAAGGACUAGGCAAGGUAUGCAUCUCAUGAAAGCUUGCAUUAGCCAACGUCAGCCUACAUGUACAUCUCUAAUAUUGAACAUCCAUAUCAUGGUCAAAACAAAGGAAAAGCAAAGUAAGGGAAAAAAUGAACAAGCGUUUCUUCAAGCACAUUUUAUAACUGACAGCAUUGAUAUGGAUUCAAACAUACAAGUUACCGACGAAUGACACCACGCGUCUUUACGGGGAGGGGGAAUCUGUCGAGGAUUGGACGAAGACUGAAGCCAGUAAUUGUAAAUUAUGCUUAAUUUUAACUAAUCACGUCAGCUAGUUUCCAAUCGAGACUUUUAACUAUGCAUGUCUGUCGUCUUCAGAUCAAUAUGUGCAUCGAACAGCAUUACCGUGAUACAGGCUCACAUUACCAAUAAAUAGCAAUAAAGACUUUAUAAACGAGUUAAAAUGGCUAGCCUAUUCACACACUGUAAACUAAUUGUGAACAGCUAUCUAAAUUAAAAACAAACAAACAAACAAACGAACGAACGAACGAACGAACGAACAGACAAACUCGAAAACCCCGGCUACCCGCCCCACUAGUUAUUCUAAGAGCUACACAGGUGACUGUUCUUACAGGUGAGGGUUCUUAGGGGAUCGUUUGUACAUAUUGUAUAUAGUUCCCCCGAAUUUCUUACUUGCUUAUACUGUACAUAGUUUUUCCGAAUUUCUCACUUGCUUAUACUGUACAUAGUUUUUCUUAAUUUCUUAAUUCUUAUGUUCUUUUAUUUUUCUUUUUUCUUUUUUCAUUUUUAAUUAAUUAAUUGAUUUAUUCUUUUUAAACUUAUUUUAGUGUCCCAACUUAGCGGUUAUACACCGCUAUUACAGUUUUGACACUUUAUUAAAGGUAUCAUCAUCAUCAUCAUCAUCAUCAUCAUCAUCAUCAUCAUUCUCGAUGUCCACUUCUCUCACCUGCUGGUUCUUAAAAGAAGAGAGUGUUUCAGAACUCUUAAUGCGCAUACUUAGUUUGGACCAUAUUAUAGGACCAAUACAUCUUAUACUGUGGUUUCCAGAGGUGGUAGUAUGCAUCCUAGAAUCAUAAAAUUGUCUGAAUUUCUCAGGGUAUAACUUCGGUUGGUUAUUAAUAAAAAAUAUCAGAUAUAUAGCAAGGGCAUAAAUUAUACUUGACUCUGUACUUAACUAUUGCUAUCUUCCUUAAUACUUUGUCUGAUUUUAAUCAGAUCCUAGUGUUCAAAAGAUCACUGAAAAAUGGCAUCAUGAAAGACUGCUUUCUUUCCAACCAGUCGACUUAGUCUCAAUACAAAAAAAAACUUGAAACAUUUAGACACAAGAAAAUCAGUAGGCGUUGACGGCAUUUUUCCUCGAGUUCUAUCGCUGUCUGCCCCGGCAAAAGCAGAGGAAGUGGUCAAGUUGAUUAACAAAAUUUAUUGAGAAACACGAUUGGAUAUUGGAAUUGAAAAGAACCACUGUCUCGCCUAUUUUCAAAAACAAUAAUGCAACAGACAAGAAAAACUACAGACCUGUUUCUGUGCUUGGAAGCAUGGCUGAAUUGUACGAGAGAGUUAUUUACGUCCAAUUAUGUGGCUACAUUCGACCACACUUUUCAUUGAACCUGUCUGGCUUCCUUAAAGGACAUUCAUGCUGCUCGAUCUGCUCUUUUAAAGACGACCGAAGGCUGGCGCAUUAAUCUUGACCAACGAAGUCAAUGUUGACGUAGUAGUGGUCGACCUAAGCAAAGCGUUUGACUCUGUCUGUCGCAAUCUCCUUUUGGCCAAGCUUAAGGCGUAUGGGCUGACAGAUAGUGCUCUGGACCCGUUAGCCGCCUACAUUAAGGGUCAACAAUAAAGAUUUAAGAUAGAAGGAACAUUUUCACAGUGGAGAGACAUCAGUGCUGGUGUUCCCCAAGGCUCUCUUCUUUUCCCUCUGCUGUUCAACAUCUUUUAAAGCGUCUUAAAUCACUUUGCUCAAAUACCUCGCUAAGAUUAUACGCGGAUGAUAUAACUUUGUAACUAUACUGCUGAUACCUCGGCAGCCGUCCUAGAAUUUGUCACCAAUUAACGAUGCCUUAAGCUCCUUAUCGGACCGGUUCAAUGUAAAUUAUCUUACAAUAAACCCAGACAAGACACAAGCUCUCGUCCUUGGUCAUUCAAAUUAUGAAUUCGCUCUCCGAAUCGAUAAUGCGUCCGUAUCUGUUUCUGCACAGUUAAAAAUUUUAGGAGUAACUCUAGACAAAAAGCUUGCUUUUAAGGAACAUAUUUCUCUCCAGUUGGAAAAGGGGUUACAGAAUGACAGCAGCACUGAGAAGAUCACGUCGCUUUCUCCCGUUCGAAACUAUGAAAAGGCUUUACAAGGCAUUUCGAGUACUGUGCGCCUACUCUAAGGAAUCGGAAAUGGCCAGUCAAAGAGAAUGGAAGACGCAUAUGUCUAUAGCUUUCUAUUUGCCCAAAUCGUGCUCUUAUGAUGCAAGCGGCUGGUAUCAAAUUCUUAGAAUACCGCAGAAUUUUCCCAUCAUUAGUCUUGUUUUUUUAGGUGUCUCAAAAUUGAUGCCCCCGAAUAUCUACAAUCUUUUUUUACGAUACGUAAAUGCGACAAGAAUGAUUUGUGAGACUUUGGCUUCAGGGUGCAACAACAAAAUAUCUCAACAUCAUUGAACAUCAUGGCUUCGGCAUUCUUUCAAUCAUGCAAUACAUGUAAUUCGCAUCUUGAACAAUUUGCCAUCAGAAGUUCAUCAGUCUGAGGAUCUUGCGACUUUAAAAAAAAACAUUUAUUCAAAUUGAAACCUUCUUUAGACGUCAAUUGUAAAUGCUCAUUAUAAAUUACAAAUGUGUUAAUAAUUUUUAAUUGUUACUUGUAUUUUAUGUAUAUUUUUAGAUCCUUUUUACACAAUGUAUCAUUGUAAUUUUUUAUAUGUAAAUAAUAAUUAUUCCGGGAGUAUGUAUAGAUUUUAAAUUAUCCCGCCUGAGGUCCUCUUGAUAAAAUAGACUAUGCAGUAUGUCCGUCUAUGUCUGUCACAAUGUACUGAUCUUAGCGCUCUCUCGAAGAGUCUUUCAAUCUUUUUCCUAUUAGAUUUUUACAAAAGCGCCAGACCGUCUGACAAUAAGUUAAUUGUGGCAAAAUAAAAGAUUUGUGAAUUAUAAGCUUUGAUAGUAAUGUUGGUAUUAAAUUUUUCAGUCUCACCAGGACCCCUAUUUUUCUAGAUACUCUUUUACAUAGUUCAUCUAACUGGCUAGUAAACUUCAGAUGCUCAUCAAAAGUGACAUCCAAUAGCUUUAUUGCUGGACCCUUUUCUAAAUAUUUGUCGAGGACCUUAAUUUGAUCUUCAUCACUUCGUUCAUGAACCCCUGCCUUAAACUAAUCGACUGGGAAUUUGUAAGGAUUACAUUUCAACAAAUUGAGUUGGCACCAAUUUGAGAUUCCCUUCUCUCGUUUGUUAGGGUCCUUUCCACCUCUUCCAUCUUCUCACUAGCAACAUACAUUUUAUGGUCAUAUGCAUACAUCUUGAUGAUGCUUUUGUCAGUAUUGUAGACUGAGUCUUCCUUGAAAACAUUCAAAAUUUGAGCCUUGGGGCAUCCUCUAAAUAUUUCUUUCCAUUUGCUUGAAGUCUCAUUUGAAAUUCUAACAUUAUUCCGAUGGUUGCGUCGGUGAAACCAUAUGCCCUCAACUUCGCCAAUAAAAAAGACACCGUUAUGACGACAUCAUAAUGGGAUUUUAUGACAAGGCAUUUGAUAAUGGUUUGCAGGCCAAGGCGCCAGGUUCCAAGCCUAUCUUAUUUCCAGCCAAUCAGAAUUUAGGGCGUUCCGGACUAUAUCAUUCUUAGGGGCGCUUUUCCAUGUGCUCGCCCCCUUUCGAUCGCUCACCAUCACGUUGUUCACAUCGCUGGUUCGAACCAAUUUUCAGCAUUUUGUAGGCAUGUACCCUCUUUUCGUUUUAUCUUUCCUGUUAUUCAAUGGCUGAGCCCCGUGUUUUAGUUCUGGGCGAUUCUUUUAUUCGCCGUUUGCGCCUUUUCCUGUCCUGUGAUUCUUACCAUUUUAGCGUUGAUUUCAAGUUAUCUCACCGUGCCUUUAUAAAAUGGCACGGAGUCGGUGGCCGUACGGUUUCCAAAACGCUCCAUCUUGACUUGAAUGUUAUCGAGUCCUUUCGACCCGAGAUAGUUAUAAUGCAGUUGGGUUUCAAUGAUUUAACAGACUCUGACCCUUUACAUGUUGGCUCAGCUAUUGAAGAUUUUGUUAGGCUCUUGCAUGACACCUAUGGUGUUAAGGUUGUCUGCGUGUGCCAGACCAUCAUGCGCCAGGGCGCAGUGGUCUUUAAUCGUAAGGCCAAGUUGUUAACGAAAUACCUUCGGGUAGUUUUAGAGUCUAUACCUUAUGCUAUCUUUUGGGGCCAUAGGGGUUUUUGGCGCCCGACUCAGAACUUUUACGCACGUGAUGGUGUGCAUCUCAAUUCCUUUGGUCAGGAAAAAUACCAUCGUAGUCUUAGGGGAGCAAUCCUAAGGUCCUUGAGCCUGUUCAGCCCUUUUUCGUCUUGUUGAAUUUUCAACGUUUCAUUUCAUUUCCCAGUCGAGCCUUUUAAAGUUUACGUACUUCCCUCGCCAUACCUUUGUUUUAGUGACAGCCGUUUACGUUAGCGCCUUUAUUUAAUUGGGCGCAUUCUAUUUGGGGUGCACUCAUUGUUCUUACAGUUCUACAGAACUGUUGUUUGCCUUUCGUGCAUAACAGAUUGUAUUUGCUGGAGUUGGCCUUAUACAUACUUUGUAUCCUGGUGAAUAUUAUGAGUGUGCAAUCCUAUUCGACCACCCUUACUUGGGUGUGUCCUCAAUGCACUUUGAUAUUCUUUUACCAGGCAUUUAUGUCACUCAAUUCUUGCUACAUGGCUCGCCAUUUGGUUUUCAGCAGACAUACAAACACACAAAACUCAAAGGAAAAAUCAACAUCCCGGCUCAGACCUUUUAUUUAUUUGCUCCUCUUUGACUCAUACCGUUUUGAUAUCUUAUCUUAUCUUAGCGGAAACAUAUGGCAUUUAGCCUUAUCUUAAUCUAAUUACUUUUACUUAUCCAAGUUAUGCCUCCUAAGCCGAAGCGAACGUCUCAGUCACGCACGCGAAGUUCUGCAAAGCGGGCACGUGUAACAGAACCGAUGGAAACCAGCCCUGGACCGAGUGAUCAACAACAAGAAGAGGAGCCUCUCAUGGCCGUUAAUAUGCAGGCCCUCUCGGCCUCCAUUUCUAGCGCAGUACAGCUAGUUGUCGGGGAGGCGAUGAAAGCGCAAUGGCCAGCCGCAUCCAGCCAGGAGACACAGUCCUCCACGGACCAGUCAGUGGCCAAUAUAGUCAACGCAUCCUUGGCCGAGAUCACCCAAGGUACUGCAUCACGUAGCGAAAACGUUGUCACCUUAGCUGAGCCUGGGUUAGACUCGCCGGCUCCGAAGCAAAUGUUUUCUAGAGUGGCUGUUUCUCUUAGCAGUCGGGUGAGUUCCAAAGUCAAGGCAAAAAUCUGGUCCAAUGAAUAUCUUGAUUUUGGAACUCUCCUUUCGUUUUCUCCCAAUAAUCAAAAGUAUUCUCUGUCUCUCGCCUCUUCGGAUGGUGAGACCACCCACCCUCACUUAACUUUAGAACCUAGCCAACCAGUAAAAAAGAUCCAAACUAUCAACCAGUGGCUCUCUGCAUUUAACAUUUUUGUUGCGAUCUAUUCUGAAAAACUAACCACGGACACACCCAAGCUGAUGAAAUAUUGUGAAAUUGUCCGCGAUAUCGCCGCAAAACCAGGUGACUGGUUGUAUUAUGACGAACAAUUUCGUUUCAUAAGGCAAUCAGCCCCUGCACAAUACCCAUGGGACACUAUUCACCUGGAACUUUGGCUAAAGGCUGUGACAAAUUUUCGUCCGAAAACCCAAUUUUCCUCGGAUAAGGGACCACUGCGCUCCCUCUCCCAGUCCUUUCCGAGAGGCACAUGCUGGCGUUUCCAUGCGGGAAAGGUGUGCAACGGGUGCCGUUUCGAACACAUUUGCUAUAGGUGUGGCUCAAAACACCCUGCCGCACAGUGUUCCUCCAGCCAACCUAAAACACACCCCGUCAACGCAGGCAUUUCAAACGUCGCUGCACAAGCCAGUAACACCCGUAAAGGUGGAUCGGCUUAAUUUCCUUCUUAGCGGAUACGAAACUUCUCUCCGCCUUUAUUUAGUUAAUGGGUUUACUUUUGGUUUUCGCGUUGGUUUUGAUGGGGAACGCUGCGCGUUGCACUCACCCAACCUUAAAAGCGCUUUAGACCAACCGCAAAUCGUUGGGACCAAACUACGUAAAGAGUGUGAGGCCGGGAGGAUAUGUGGUCCUUUUAUUUGCCCUCCUUUUCCAAACUUUGUUUGUUCUCCUUUAAGCAUUGUUCCCAACAAAGACCCCUCUGAAUUCCGUUUAAUUCAACACCUAUCGUACCCUCCGGGCACCUCAGUAAACGAUAACAUACCGGACGCACAUUCUUCGGUUCACUACGCUUCUAUUUCUGAUGCCAUUGCGGUACUUAAAAGUUUAGGGGCUGGUUGCUUUUUGGCCAAAACCGAUAUUAAAUCGGCUUUCAGGAUUAUUCCAAUCCAUCCGUUCGAUUUUCCUUGGCUAGGCAUGAAAUGGGAUAAUCAGUUGUACUUUGACGUAUGUCUUCCUAUGGGACUGUCAUCCUCGUGUCAAAUUUUUGAAGCUUUUAGUUCUUCCUUGGAGUGGAUCUCUGUGCACCGAUUUGCCGCAUCCGGAGUUCUUCACAUUCUUGACGACUUUCUUUUUAUUGCGCGUACCGAAGAGCAAUGCCGCACCGAUUUAAGCAAUUUUCUUCGUAAGUGUGAUUAUCUCGGCGUGCCCAUUGCUCAGGAAAAAACUUGUGGACCAUCUCAAGUCAUACAAUUUGCGGGUAUCACACUCGAUUCAAUUACUCAGGAAGCUCGUUUGCCGGAAGAUAAGCUUCAAAAAUGCCGCCUAUUACUUGAAUCCUUUUGCAAACGUCGUAAAGUUACUUUGCGAGAAUUACAGUCCCUUAUAGGUCUAUUAAAUUUUACCUGUUCUGUAAUCGUCCCUGGGCGUGCUUUUCUUCGCCGCCUAAUUGAUCUCACUAUUGGGGGGAGACGCCCACAUCAUCGCAUUAGGCUCACUAAAGAAACCAAACACGAUAUGGAGGUAUGGCUAAAAUUUCUGAGGGAAUUCAAUGGCCGUUCCUUUUUCUUGGAUGAUAAGUGGAACACAUCUCCUCCUAUCGAAUUGUAUACCGAUGCGGCCGGAUCAAAGGGCUAUGGUGCUAUCUUUGGCCCUCACUGGUUCUUCGGCUCUUUUACGGAUCAGUGGCAACCCUUCAAUAUUACCUUUCUCGAACUAUUUCCUAUUGCCCUCUCAGUGCGUAUUUGGGGUUUUCAUAUGGCUAACCGAUGUAUCGUGUUUGUUACUGAUAACGCUGCGCUGGUCAGUAUUAUCAAUCAACAGACAUCCAAACACAAAUUAGUUAUGAUAUUGAUCCGUGACUUGGUUCUAACUGCUCUCAAUUAUAACAUUAUCGUUCGCGCUCGACAUAUACCAGGUCUUAAUAAUACCCGGGCCGAUUGUCUUUCUCUGUUGUCUUUCUUUUAGAACUCAGUUUGCACGGAACUUUGUAUGGAUAUAAAACUUUCUCUAAAUAUACAUUAAAUGUGGAGUGCCCCAGGGGUCGAUUUUAGGUCUAGUGCGUUUUUGUUAUACAUCACUGAUUUGUGCAAUGUGUCAAAGGCCUUGGAUUUCAUGCUACUUGCCGAUAAUACUAACAUAUUUUGUUCUCGUUAAGACCCAAAUCAACCGAUCAGUGGAAAUCGGAAAUUCCAAACUGAAGAAACUACCAAGCUGAUUUCAGGCUAUUAAGCUUUCUAUUAUUUUUUUAGUAUUCUAAGCAAUACAAAUGAAGUUUAUGCCUUAAUAAGGACUCCUUAUUGUAAGUACUUUCUAUCAUAGUUUACGAAAGUCUGCGGCUCAAAAUUAUCAGUGAAAUAUCAAAAGUCUGCUUACUCUUUAUCAACGGCUUAUUAGGAUAGUUUUCAGGAGUACGUUUGAUGAAAAUACCAAUACCAUUUUUAGGAGCUUACGGAUUCUAAAAUUAGAAGAUAUUAUCAAACUUCGAAUAGGCAAAGUUAGGUAUAUUACAAAAAGCGGCGUUCCUCCUGAUAGUUUGACUAACAUGCCAGCAGAGGGGAAUAGUUUGAGCUGGACCACACCCAAGCCGUGAGAGUGAUCACUUAGAAAAAGAACUGGCGCGCUCCCGACCCAGAUUGAACUGCCAAUUAUUGGUGGAAGAAAGUUUUCUAGCUAAAAAGAGUUUACCAGGUGUAGCGGAACGAUAGAGACUAGAUCGCAUAGUCUGUCAGGACAGCCGAAGAGGCGUAUGGGCCGCAUCGAUGUUAGCAAGGCGAACCAUUCUGUUGAUCAUCAAUGGUUGAGAAACUGAUGUUAACGCUUCACUGGUUACCGGAAUGGAUAGAAAAAGCGCUAUACCGACCGAGUUCGCGAUGGAAUACACAGAUAGUAGAGAGAACAAAACAAGGAGUGGAGACAUAUGACGAAAUAAGAUUCAAGAGUUGUCUCCCCCAGGGAGAUGCCUUAUGCCCACGCUUAUUCAUGCUAAGCACUAAUCCUGUCCUUUGGAAAUCAAAAGCAACAAAAGCCUACAAGCUUUCUAAGUCCAUUGACAUGCAAGUCACACAUCCAUUGUUUAAAGAGGAUCUCAGUAAGAUUUAAGUAGCAUCCGAGGUAAACUGCAGAGGGAAAUGAGAUCUAUGAGAGAGGCUAUGAUGGAUGUAGGUCUGCAAUGGAGUGAAAAGAAGUGUGCAGUGGUUCAUGAAAAGAGAGGAUGUCUCUCUGAGAAUUCAGAGGGAAUGAAGAUCGGUGACUCUGAAUUGACACAGAGUUUGAAGCAUGGAUCCUUUUACAAAUUCCUACCGGUUAUGGAAAAUUUCAAACAAGAAGAUCAGCUUGUGCUAAAAGGUGCAGCGAAAGUUUUCCUACAGAGAAUGUCAGUUAGGUUAUCUGGAAUAUCCCUUUGUCCCUCUAUAAUGAAGUGCUGGCAUCUAACAGGUUCACACUGCCCGUCCUGUAAUAUCUGAUGUCUAGACUCAAGUUUGGCCAAUAUAAUUGCAUGCUGACCUACAACAACUAGACAGAGAGGUAAGAAAGGUGAUCACCCAGAGCGGAGGCAAACACCCCUUUGGGAUCAACAGAACUGAUGUACCUCCCUGGGAAACUCGAAGGAAGAGGCGUUAUAAAAGUCAAUGGAGGAAGAAUAUAUAUUGACUAAGAUCAAAGCGGCGGUCAAGCUGUACAGUAACCAGACCCCGUAAUGCAGUUGGGUAGAAGAUAUGAAGAGAACGCUGAGGAAAGUAGUCGACGAGCCUUAAUUAAAGAUGCCAAGAAAUAUGCCCAGGAACUGGGCUUGGAACUUCAACCCAAAUCCCGUUGGUGAAACAGAUGAGGUGAAUGGAGCGUUAAUUGCGCGGCGGGGGAUGUGCCAAGGAAAAAUUAAAGAAAAAGUGAAUGGAAGAAGUUAAAAAUGACAACUGGCAACGAAACUGCUGGUGGCAACCAGGUGGAAUGACAAGGAAUUGGACGGUGACUAGCAGAAGAUUGGAGAUCAGUCAGCCGUCUAGUACCAUCGCUGGCGCACAGGAAUUGUACCAGCAGCUCCUUUCAACGAAAGUUUAUCACCAUGAGAAGAAGGAUUGAAUCCAUUACCUGAUGUCACAUGCUGAAGAGUUCACGCCGCACGUGCUGGCUGUCUACUCGGCGCAGACCAAAUACCUCGCUCUCUUUGAGUUGCUAAAAAAACUGACAAUGUUCCCCCUUUGUUUUCUCCUACCGAGCCAAAUCCAGUAGACGAUAAGCAUAGAGCUAAAGCUUAUUGGGAUGUGCUAGUUUAUGCAAAGAACACUGAAGUCAGACUAACCACAAUAGAUGUCAGAAAAAUUAAUAAGGAAGAUAAGAAAGCCACACUACUAGAAAUGAGCUGCCCUUGGAUGGAAAACAGAGAAGAAAAGGAGUCGAAGAAGACCAUGAGAUAUGCGCCACUUCGUCGGUUUUGAGCUCAAGAUGCAGAAGUGGCCCAGGGGUGAUAAUAUCAUUGUUGAUGUAUUUGGAGGUGCAUCUAUGAACACGGCUAAGAGUAAUAUAUAGAUUUAGCCAGGGCUAAAAGCGACGCUCCUACUAACUCGAAUUUAUAAUUUAAGUCAAACACUUGUAUGUUUGUAUUCCACAAAUCAGUUAACUUUAGAGGACAUUCAUGUGACUUUUGACGGAAAGGCUAAGUAAUUUUAGAGAAAAAUAGUUUGCAAAGAGUCCAAGCUAAGAGUGAAAUUAAUCUUAAAUCGACUUGAUAGCCUUAUUUGUACACCUAAAAAAUAGCAUAGCCAUAAUGGUUCUUGAUCAGAGUACAUUAGGAAAACAAAUCAGGCCGAAUUUUUUGCGUUCGAUAAGUUUACUUUACAAAAUCUUGCCAACAACUCUGGGGACGUGUAAACCAACCUUUUAUACUUUUUAUACAUCACAUCUGAGGUGAAAUAGUACCAUGAGGCGCUGUUUUUAUCAUACAGACCUCGGACAGAAUGCAGUGUUUCACAAUUUUGCAAUACAAAUUGCACUCACUCAAUAUUCAGGACGAUCGAAGCACGCGUUAGCUAAACCGUUAAAAAAUUUCCAAAAUCAGCUAUACGGCGAGCCGGUUCUCACUUUGACAAAGUCGACUGUUUAAAUUAAGAUUGACACAGUUAUAUGCUUCAACAUAAUGGCUUUAUAACGAUGUGUAAUCUUCAAAAGCGUUUGAUACGCGCGGCAUUUUGACUACUCCUGCAAGCUACAAUCCUGGACAAAACUACUUGAGAAAAUGUUUUCUUUAAUGCGCACUACCUAACGUAACAAAACUAUUUUCAAAUCAACGGCUUUGCGUAACGAAAACCCCCUCCCCCAGUUCAAAGUUGCUUACUACAAAUGCUUAGGGAUCGGGCUUUCUUUUGAAGACCCAACAGAACUGCUUCCAGGGGAGGGGGGAGGGAAGAAUUGGUCGACUACCAAGUUUAGAAAAAAUGCUCCCCAAGUAUGCAAUUUUCUCAACGGUUUUGUCCAAGAUUGUAUAUAAGGUUAUUCGCGUUUUGUAGCAAGAAUAUUAACAUGGACAAAACGGAAACCUACCAAUAAAAAGCACUUUACAGAAGCUGUUUUGAGCACAAAGUUUCACGGCACACCAUCUUCUCAUAGAAAAGUACGACUUCAUAUACGUUUUUUCCUGCACCCUCUUAAAACAGUAAGAUUUUGCAGUAGCCGUAGAACGCGUGCUCAUUGUUACAUGUUUUCGUGUUGUUCAAACCUGGCAGGCUUGGAAAUUGUGGAAAGUGGUUUAUAGCUUUAAGAAGAGUCAGAGCAAGACUUGGGUGACGGUUUUCUUAGAAGAAAAGAAGUUCGUAGUGUUUAUUUAGUGACGUAUAGUGAAGCCAAUAUGGAAACGUAUCCCGUCACGUGGAAACUGCUUCUCAGAUCUUAAAAUUGGCUAAACUAUGAGGGUUACAGAAACCUCGUUUGCUACUAGUCGGUUAACUUUUUAUGAUAAUUCCAUCGAUAGAAUAAUGUUACGAUUAACAAAGCAUUGAAACGGUUAACACCAUUUCGUUUUUAAAAGUAAAUGGCCUUCUUAUUCUGAUGAAACGUCCUUGUUAAUCGUUGUUAACCGUUGCUAAUCUUGGUAGCACCUUAAAAAUGUCCUGUUAAUCGUUCCGAAUCUUAGAUAUUGUGGAGAGAAAGAGAUUAGAAGACAACUGUGGCAAUUUUUACUAUCUCUUGCUUUACAAAUGAUGAAUUUAUCUCAUAAUUUCUUCCAGUCAUAUGUAACUAUAAAUAGCCCGAGGGCAAAACAUGCACUCUUACAGGUCACACGAUAGUACAUCUUGUCACAUUACCGCGCGUGACAUUUCUAGAUUUCAUAGUGUGAUUUUUUGCACUGGACAUCGCUACAAUGUCAAAAGUAAGCUUUCAAAUUUGGAAAGUAAAAAUACAAGUUUUGUUAAUAUUUCAACCUCUCUCCAUUUGAUGCUGUUAUUCAUGGCAAGCGCUUGUUCAUUGACUUUGAUUGUUUUAUCUAUUUCGGCGAUGAGAAAAUUGGGCAAAGUAUGGGUUACGCGCUCUGAAAAUUCAGCAAAAGUUUCAUGUGUUAUUUGUUGGUCGAAUGGUAGCAGGUGAAAUUCCCGUUUUCUGGCUGAUCCCCUUGACGGAGACGUCCUUCUCGUCCGCCAAAAACGUAAUGUAUACCUGCUCCUCUGCACUCAAAGCGCGCGUAAAAACCGUGCAUGGAAAAUGAAAUUCACAAACGUUCACGACUGGCUACUUGAAUCAAGAAAGACAUACAAGUUGGUUUUCUUGUCGUCAACUCCUCUGUUGUCACUUAUUUUCCAUUAACUAUCUACUUUUCUGUGAAAUGUACGAAAUAUAUAGAGAAUGUGCCCGCGUUAAAUGCUCAAAAUCGACUUUUCAAGUCAAAUACAAUCCUGGACAAAACUACUUGAGGAAAUGUUUUCAUUAAUGCGCACUACCUAACCUAACAAAACUAUUUUCAAAUCAACGGCUUUGCGUAACGAAAACCCCCUCCCCCAGUUCAAAGUUGCUUCCUACAAAUGCAUAGGGAUCGGGCUUUCUUUUGAAGACCCAACAAAACUGCUUCCAGGGGGAGGGAAGAAUCGGUCGGCUACGAAGUUUAGAAAAAAUGCUCCCCAAGUAUGCAAUUUUCUCAACGGUUUUGUCCAAGAUUGUAUGUUCAAGAGUGACUGAAAACAAACGGCACAACAGCGAUGAAAAUUGCAAAAGAGACUACUAACAAUCAAUAAAAGGAAAAUAAUUCGGUGAAACAUAUACAGAGACAACAAUUUUCAUUCACGAAGACAAGUAUUAAAGUGUCUCUGAAAAUCCUUGUUUAUGUUUUAAGCCGGCUUCCCGCUGUUUGCGUUUUUCAAAGAUGAACUCGAGGCAAGAAAAUCGCUCAAAGCUUUCUUUUACAGCCAGAAUUAUAACUAAAUAUUCUUUGGAACAUUUUCUUUCUAUUUGCGGUGAGAAAAUGUCUGAAGGCUUUUUAAAGUUCUAUAAGCUUAUAAUCAAACCGGAUACUCGGUCUGAUCAUUGUCUACAAACGUGCAUAAACUAAAUAGCCCCAUAAACUACACUCGACUUCAUUGAAUUAGGUAUAAAAAACAAACAUCAGAUAAAAUAAUUAAUCAGGCUUACCAUUCGAGAUGCACUGAAAGCUAUCAAGUAAGGCCAAAAUCGCUUCAGACUCUUCAACCCUCUUACGCAUCAAGCAAGGUGAAAAACGAAAACAAUGCCAUCUGAAAUCGGAUUUCCGACUUUGACAAGCGACGUAUUUCUCAACCAAAAACCCGAUAAACAAACUAGCCAUGAAUAACAGAAGAUUCUUGAUAGCAGCUGAAUUUCAUUUUGUACAAUGUUCAGUGGAAAAAGACAGUUAAAAACAUCACAAGUUGACACAAAACUCUGUCAGCUUCAGCUGUCAAAGUAAACAAGUUUCAAGAUGCUGCGUAAAUUUUCCGCAUGAACUCACCUGUCAAAUUUUGACCAAUCAGAGCAUAAAAAUUGGACGUAGAGCGUGACCAACGCGUGACCUUGGUGAGAAGAGUCAAAAGCAACUGGCAUGUGUUCCCUACCUGUAAAAACUGGCUGAAUCUUCGCUUUCGAGGUCAGUUUGAAAUCAAAAUUUUAAUUAUGCGGCACAUAAAACACAACAUAUUUCAUAUGAAUUGAAAAAAUUAAACUUGAGCCUGCAAUCAUUCGAAAAAUAGUAACUUGUUAGCGGAUAACUUCCAAAAAUACUCGACCUCGAUGGAUCGACACCUGAGCCCGCGAUACGGUCAGGUAAUACUGGUCAGCGGGACCCUGUUUUGACAGCUGUCAAUUGAUCGCAACAUUGAUGUGCAAUAUGUGUGCAAUAUCAGUCUUCCUGUGCUCCCAUACUAGCUAGAAAGUCUGGGAUUGAACAUUGGUUUCCCUGUGGUGCGGACGGACAGGCAGCGGGCGGGCGGGCGGUGUACGGUCACGUGAUUACCAAAUUUUCUGUGAUGGGUAGAUUUACUUACCCAUGGUGCUCCGCAGGCGCGCUUCGCGCGCCAGAGCUCCGCUAUAAAGACAAUGAUCAGAGAAAGGCCAGGAAGGAAUAUUUUAAAAAAAAUGCAGAAAAGUGUUUUGUCACACUCUUUGUCACACUCUUUUUAAGAGACUUGAAAGUUAUUAUUAUCUUACAUGGCGUUAUCCAAUUUUAAUUUUAGCAAUUUUUAGGGAUUUUUUAAAGUACCUUUAGGUAAUUAUCAACAGAUUUUCUGUAACUUUUAGUUGUUGUUUCUAAUACGUUUUAGGUAAUUUUCUGACAUAUUUUUCUGUAUUUUUUUAACAAGUGGCAAAGGAAUUUGAAUUUUUUUCUUAACAUUUUUAAUGUAGUUUAUUGGUUAUACACAAUAUCUAGAUUUUAAGAGUGUUCCAGAUUUUAGAUUUAGCCAACAGGUUAUGAAAUGCGCCUGGUGUGUGUGUGUUUUUUUUUUUUUUUUUUUGGGGGUAGGGGGCACUUAAGAGCUUUCAGAAGUUUUUACUGCCAUGAUAAUAAUAAUAAUUAUAAUAAUAAUAUAUUUUUUCAAUAAUAAUAAUGUCGAGCUACAGUAGAUUCGUUAGAUUCUGCGGACCAGAAGAAGACAAUAAAGCAAUUUAUAAUUUAGUCCCUUUAUUACCAAAACGAGGAAUUUACAUUAGGGUCUGUAUCUCUAUCUAUUUUUUCUUAUUUUACCAGCAGGUUACAGCAGUUGCCCCGGGUGGCGAUAUGAUUCCCAGGCAUUUCUUUUCUCUCUGGUUAACAAACCAGGAUGGGCACCUGUGAAACUGCCUCAGACAGGGCAAUAUAGUUAUAACAGAGAGUCCAUAUACGACUGCUCGUCUUAUGGACCUACGUUUGGAAGAGGAAGCCAUGACAUUUACAUUGCCGACAACGCGUCAUCUGGUAGCUAUUCCAAUACAGACCUUGGCGGUACGUACAGCCCACCAAGCGGGUACAAGUAUAAAGACACCUUCAGCCAGGGAUUUCUGACGGGAGAAACUGGUUAUUCUUUUACUCCAGAGGAAGUGGAAACAUUUUACGAAACGACGUAA
Messenger RNA from Porites lobata, 23795 nucleotides. The record is from the annotation of a GenBank genome assembly. NCBI's taxonomy places the organism in Eukaryota, Metazoa, Cnidaria, Anthozoa, Scleractinia, Poritidae.